CAUAAGAGCUACUGCUGGUGUGUCUGUUUUCAUGCAUAAUGGAGCUCAAGGGCCCAGAGACCCAGGGGCCGUGCAUAUCCCCGAUCCUCAUCCACUCCAGAUCCUCCCCACUGCGGAUCACCGGGUUCAGGUUUUACCUCCCGCCCGGCUUGUGAGCCUUCCCACAGCAAAGAUGGCGGGCGGACGGCGCUGAGUCUUUACCGGAAUCUGCUUUACUACUUCGGCUUCAUUUAUCAAGUUCUCUCCCCCCCCCUCCCCGUUAGUUUAUAGAAACCGGGAGUUUGAGAACAAACACCGAACGAGGACGCGUCGUAGAUGGCGCAGUGACUGUUCCCGCGGGCGGUGAUUGUGAGACUGGAUCGUUUUCUCUCGGUUGUGUAUUGUGGUUGUAAAAUGGCUCCGGUGCAGCUCGGGUCAGACGGGAUCAGAUCAGACCUCCUCCCGCUCGGGGGUCCCAACGCCGCGGGGCCGCAGCCGCCUCCGCCCGGGGCCCCGGCCACGCAGGGGGUUCGACUCAGCCUGCUGAUCGAGUUCCUUCUCCAGAGGACUUACCAUGAGAUUACCCUGCUGGCCGAGCUACUUCCCAGAAAACCAGACAUGGAAAGGAAAAUUGAGAUUGUCCAGUUUGCCAGUCGCACCAGACAGCUCUUUGUGCGUCUCUUGGCCCUGGUGAAGUGGGCAAGCAAUGCAGGGAAAGUUGAAAAGUGUGCGAUGAUUUCCAGCUUCCUGGACCAGCAGGCCUUCUUGUUUGUGGACACUGCUGACAGGUUGGCAUCACUGGCUAGAGAUGCCCUGGUACAUGCCCGUUUACCCAGUUUUGCGAUCCCCUUUGCCAUUGACGUGCUCACCACAGGGUCCUACCCACGCCUGCCCACGUGCAUCCGAGAUAAAAUCAUUCCUCCAGACCCCAUCACUAAGGUUGAGAAGCAGACUACCCUGAACCAACUCAAUCAGAUUCUACGGCACCGCCUUGUUACCACAGACCUGCCCCCUCAGCUUGCCAACCUCACAGUAGCCAACGGGCGUGUGAAGUUCCGUGUGGAGGGAGAGUUCGAAGCCACCCUCACAGUGAUGGGAGAUGAUCCUGAUAUUCCUUGGCGGCUGCUGAAGCUGGAAAUUCUGGUGGAGGACAAAGAGACCGGAGAUGGCCGAGCCCUGGUUCACAGCAUACAGGUAAACUUCAUCCAUGAGUUGGUUCAGGCCCGGCUCUUUGCAGAUGAGAAGCCCCUACAGGACAUGUACAACUGUUUGCACUCUUUCUGUUUAUCGCUGCAGCUGGAGGUGCUCCACUCCCAGACUCUGAUGCUGAUCAGAGAGCGUUGGGGGGACUUGGUGCAGGUGGAGCGAUACCUGCCUGCCAAAUAUCUCACACUUGCUGUCUGGAAUCAACAAGUCUUGGGCCGGAAAACAGGCACUGCAUCUGUACACAAAGUCACCAUCAAAAUUGACGAAUCUGAUGGCUCAAAGCCGUUACAAAUUUCCCAUGAACCUCCACUCCCUGCGUGUGACUCUAAACUAAUGGAGAGAGCCAUGAAGAUCGACCACUUAUCAGUGGAGAAACUUUUGAUCGACAGUGUACAUGCCCGCUCCCAUCAGAAGCUCCAGGAACUGAAGGCCAUUCUAAAAGCCAGCAACCCCAGUGAAAACUCGUUCAUUGAGACGGCUUUACCAACUCUGGUUAUUCCGAUACUGGAGCCAUGCGGUCGCUCAGAGUGCCUGCACAUUUUCGUAGAUCUGCACUCUGGGAUGUUCCAGCCCAUGUUGUAUGGAAUCGAUCAGUCCAUGUUGGAUGACAUAGAGAAGACCAUCAAUGAUGAUAUGAAGCGCAUCAUAUCCUGGCUACAGCAGUUAAAGUUCUGGUUAGGUGAGCAGCGCUGUCGGCAGUCAGUGAAGCACCUUCCCACUGUGUGCACUGACGUCCUCCACCUCUCCAACUCGGCUUCUCACCCCGCUGGCAGCUUAUCGAAACACAGACUUUUCAUUAAGCUCACACGGCUACCACAGUACUAUAUUGUGGUGGAGAUGCUGGAGGUUCCUGUCUCUCCUACAGAGCUUCAGUAUAAGUACUCCUUCCUGUCUGUGUCUCAGCUGGAGGGGGAGGACGGACCUCCAUGUGCACAACUCUUACAGCACUUCAAGCCCAAUCUGGAGCAACUUGUCCAGGAUGCCACGACAGGCAAAGGGGCCCGUCCUGGAACUAAGAGAAAGUUGUCGGGGGACCAGGGGGCAUUGGAGCCAAAAAAGCCCAGGCGCUCUGGUGAGAUGUGUGCCUUCAACAAAGAGCUGGCUCACCUAGUGGCCAUGUGUGACACCAACAUGCCCUUCAUUGGCCUCAGAGCAGAGCUGUCCAACAUGGAGAUCCCUACCCAGGGCGUCCAGGUGGAGGGCGACUGCUGCAGUCAUGCCAUACGCCUCCUCAAAAUUCCUCCCUGUAAAGGUGUGGGGGAGGAGAGCAGGAGAGCUCUGGAACGCUCCCUGUUGGACUGCACCUUCCGUCUGCAGGGCAGGAACAACCGCACCUGGGUGGCUGAGCUGGUGCUGACUAGCUGCCCGCUGAAUAGCACACACAGCAAGGAUCAAGCUUCCACACGUCACGUCUAUCUGACCUAUGAGAACCCUCUGUCAGAGCCAGUGGGAGGGAGAAAAGUGGUGGAGAUGUUUCUCAAUGACUGGAACUCCAUAAGCCAGCUUUACCAGUGUGUCCUUGAAUUUUCACGUGCACUACCAGAGAUGCCAUCAUACCUGAGCCUGUUCUCAGAGAUCCGGCUGUAUAACUACCGUAAGCUGGUGCUCUGCUACGGCAGCACAAAGGGCAGCUCGGUCACCAUCCAGUGGAACUCCUCUGCCCAGAGAUUCCACCUCGCUCUGGGCACGGUGGGACCAAACUCUGGCUGCUCCAACUGCCACAACAUCAUCCUCCACCAGCUGCAGGAGAUGUUCAACAAGAACCCAAACGUUGUACAGCUGCUGCAGGUGCUGUCGGACACGCAAGCACCCCUGAACGCCAUCAACAAGCUCCCCACAGUGCCCAUGCUGGGUCUGACCCAGCGCACCAACACCGCUUACCAGUGCUUCUCCAUUCUGCCCCAGUCGCCCACACACAUUCGCCUGGCCUUCCGCAACAUGUACUGCAUAGACAUCUACUGCCGGAGCCGAGGGGUGGUGGCUGUCCGAGACGGUGCCUAUAGCCUCUUUGACAACACCAAGAUUGUGGAGGGAUUCUACCCUGCUCCGGGGCUUAAGACUUUCCUCAACAUGUUUGUGGACAGCAAUCAAGACGCCCGCAGGCGCUCUGUCAACGAAGAUGACAACCCGCCCUCGCCGGUAGGAGUGGACGUGAUGGACAAUCUGAUGAACCAACUGCAGGCCCAGCAACAGCCAAUGAGAGGAGGUGCAGGGGGCGUUUACCCUCCCCUUACCUCACCACCUACCCCUUAUCAUGCAAACGUAGCCCCGUCUCCAUCCAUGAUGCCCACCCAGUCUCCGGGGACCAUCCAUGCCUCCAGCUCCCCUAGUGGGGCUCUGAGGGCCCCCUCUCCCUUUGGGCCCACCCCGUCUCCCUCCUCUCUGGGGAUAGCCAUCGGCCAGACCAGUUUUGCCAGCCCCCACGGUGCUCUGGACCCGAGUUCUCCAUAUGCCAUGGUGUCUCCCAGUCAGAGGGGCCAGUGGCCAGGCUCCCCCCAGGUGUCCGGGCCUUCUCCUGGUGCGCGGAUCCAUGGCAUGUCCCCAGGAAACCCCUCCCUGCAUUCGCCAAUCCCCGACCCUCAUUCACCACGUGCCGGAACCAGCUCCCAGGUCAUGCCCAGCAGUAUGCCUCCACCCCGUAAACUACCUCAGCGCCCCUGGGCCGCUUCCAUCCCUACUAUUCUUACCCACAAUGCCUUGCACGUGCUUCUACUGCCCUCGCCCACACCCUGCCUGGUGCCAGGCCUGGCAGGAAGCUACCUCUGUUCCCCGCUGGAGCGCUUCCUGGGCUCGGUCAUCAUGAGACGUCACCUGCAGAGGAUCAUCCAGCAGGAGCCCAAUCUGUCCAUUGUGAAUUCCAACGAGCCGGGGGUGAUCAUGUUUAAAACGGAGGUGCUGAAGUGUCGCGUGGCUCUCAACCCAAAGAACUACCAGACGCUGCAGCUGAAGGUCACCCCAGAGAACGCCGGGCCCUGGUCUCAGGAGGAGCUGCAGGUUCUGGAGAAGUUCUUUGAGACCCGGGUGGCUGGCCCUCCUUUCAAAUACAACACUCUGAAUGCUUUCACUAAGCUACUGGGGGCUCCCACCAACAUCCUCAGGGACUGUGUGCGCAUCAUGAAGCUCGAGCUGUUCCCUGACCAGGCUGGCCAGCUGAAGUGGAACGUUCAGUUCUGUUUGACCAUUCCUCCCAGUGCACCUCCUAUCGCUCCUCCUGGAACCAUCGCUGUGGUGCUCAAGUCCAAGAUGCUGUUCUUCCUCCAGCUGACCCAGCGGAUCCCCGUGCCCCAGGAGCCGGUGAACAUCAUCGUACCCAUUGUGUACGACAUGGCCACAGGCCUCACACAGCAGGCCGACAUCCCCAGACAGCACAGCUCGUCCGGGGCCGCAGCGCUCAUGGUCUCCAACAUCCUGAAGAGGUUCAACGAGCUGCACCCCGCCAGACAAGGCGAGUGUACGAUAUUUGCUUCGGUUCAUGAACUGAUGGCCAGCCUUACUCUGCCCCCUGGUGGUCGUCAGUAGGAACAUGAGCUUGUUUGCUGUUCCGGAGCGUGGCUGAUCGAGACUGAAGUCAAACGCAGCGCAGACAGAGAAGAAAAAAGUGGUUCCAAGAUGUCAAAAUGCAACAUAUCAGUUUGAUGGACAGUUCCAGUUGUGAAAGGGCGUGGAUCACACAGGAUAGUGAAUCCCGGAGUGGAUCACACAGGAUAGUGAAUCCCGGAGUGGAUCACACAGGAUAGAGAAUCCCGGAGUGGAUCACACAGGAUAGUGAAUCCCGGUGUUUGUCCCUGGCAAAGUUUAAUGUGUGAAUUACUCAUCUGUCGUCAUAGAGGUGUUCCUUGGAAGAGUCAGGCAUUUGAUGCAAAACAGUUUUUUUCCCCUACAGUUGCGUGCACUUUUCAGCAAAGGAUUAUCUAACUGAAAUUCUGGUGGUUUACCAAACAUGUACAUGGUUGUAUAUUUGAGUGUGGCAAAGAAAUCUACACAGGUGGGUUAGAUUUUUGCUAGAGAUUGUCUUCACGUUCUUUUUUUUUUUUUUUUUAUAAAGGCAGAUUGAUACUGUUAAGGUAUUGGAGAUAUAUUCUUUCCUAGCGCACUAUUUAAAUGUCUUCUUCAUUUUGCUAUGUCAAGACCUCAACCUUUUUAGUUUGAGCUGUCACUUUGAAUACUGUUGAACUGUGACAAACUUUAUAUUGCCAGCUGUAUUUUAGUAAGACUGCUUUUGAGUCCUGAAUGAAGAAUCUCAGACCUCUUGUCUGUGUUUGAUUACUAUUUAAUAAACCG
This is a messenger RNA of Lampris incognitus (smalleye Pacific opah), 5466 nucleotides long. RefSeq names its product mediator complex subunit 14 (gene med14). Gene Ontology annotation, cellular component: core mediator complex; mediator complex. The transcript is spliced from 29 exons. Gene Ontology annotation, biological process: regulation of transcription by RNA polymerase II. The record is from RefSeq and is a predicted model, not a curated record. Bases 394 to 4704 code for a protein of 1436 amino acids. Gene Ontology annotation, molecular function: transcription coregulator activity. Lineage: Eukaryota; Metazoa; Chordata; Actinopteri; Lampriformes; Lampridae.